Molecule: messenger RNA, 5158 nt
Organism: Vicia villosa (hairy vetch)
Lineage: Eukaryota; Viridiplantae; Streptophyta; Magnoliopsida; Fabales; Fabaceae
Product: kinesin-like protein KIN-4C
Exons: 27
Coding region: 195-4031 (1278 amino acids)
Biological process (GO): microtubule-based movement; mitotic spindle organization
Molecular function (GO): microtubule binding; ATP binding; microtubule motor activity
Source: RefSeq, a predicted model, not a curated record
UAAUCCAAAACCCCCAACGUCCACUUUCAAAUUUCACAUUUUCAAAAAACACAAACCCUCUUUCUUUCUCGUCGACUCUAUCUUCUUCUUCUUCUUCUCUUUCACCGAAUCCCUUUCAACAAAACCCUAAUUCCCUUCAACCAAUAACAUUUCUUACAGAUCCAAGAACAAAAGCCGUUUUGACCUCGCUAGAAAUGGAGCACACUGAAACGAGCGCCAAGAAUCCAGAUUCAACGCAAUGCGUUCGAGUCGCGGUGAACAUUCGACCUCUUAUUACGGCUGAACUUCUUCACGGAUGCACCAAUUGCAUCACUGUUCCUCCCGGUGAACCUCAGGUGCAAAUUGGGACACAUGCGUUUACCUAUGAUUUUGUGUAUGGUAGUACGGGAUCUCCAUCUUCAGCCAUAUAUGAUGACUGUGUGGCUCCGCUAGUUGAUGCGCUGUUUCAUGGAUACAAUGCGACUGUUCUUGCUUAUGGCCAGACUGGAUCUGGUAAGACCUACACGAUGGGAACGAAUUAUAAUGGAGAGGAUAGUGCUGGUGGAGUUAUACCCCAGGUGAUGAGAACAAUAUUCAACCGGGUUAAGGAUAUCAAAGACGAGUCAUCUGAGCUUUUAAUCCGGGUAUCUUUUAUUGAGAUUUUCAAGGAAGAGGUAUAUGAUCUGCUGGAUCCUAAUUCUUCUAAAGGAGAAUUAGCUGGAAAUGCGAAGUUUUCCGGGCCAGCUAGAGUUCCAAUUCAAAUUAGGGAGACUUAUAGUGGGGGGAUAACCCUGGCUGGUGUGACAGAGCCAGAAGUCAAGACUAAAGAAGAAAUGUCUUCUUAUCUAUCUCGUGGUUCCAUGUCACGUGCAACCGGGAGUACAAACAUGAACAGUCAGUCAAGUCGUUCACAUGCAAUAUUCACCAUCACAAUGGAACAGAAGAAUGGUGACGAUGUCUUAUGUGCAAAGUUACAUCUAGUUGAUCUUGCUGGUUCUGAACGAGCAAAAAGAACUGGGGCAGAUGGAAUGAGAUUAAAAGAAGGAAUUCAUAUCAACAAGGGAUUGUUGACUCUUGGAAAUGUAAUAAGUGCGCUGGGGGAUGAAAAAAAACGAAAAGAAGGAGGUCACGUACCGUACAGAGAUAGCAAGUUAACACGACUAUUGCAGGAUUCUCUUGGAGGGAACAGCAAAACGGUGAUGAUAGCUUGUGUUAGUCCCGCAGACACCAAUGUUGAAGAGACAUUGAAUACAUUAAAGUAUGCAAAUCGCGCGCGAAACAUACAGAACAAGGCAAUUAUUAAUCGUGAUCCAAUGGGCGCCCAGCAGCAAAGACUGCAAAGCCGUAUUGACCAAUUAGAGGCUGAACUUCUAUGUUUUAAAGGUCUUGGUGGUGGACCAUUUGAGGAAAUUCAGAUCCUCAAACACAAGGUAUCCUUACUCGAAGCAAGCAAUGCAGAGCUACAGCGCGAGCUUCAUGCACGUGGACAAAUCUGUGAGAGUUUAAAACAGCGUGCCUGUGAUGCUCAGGUGGAGAAAGAUCAAUUGAUGGUGAAAAUAGAAGCAGCUCGAAAUGGUAAAUCUUGGGAUGAGAUUGACUCCAGUUCAAGCCAGGAAUGUGACCUGAUGAAAUCUUAUGUUUCAAAGAUCCAUGAUUUGGAAGAAGAACUGCUGCGCUUGAAAAAUUUGAAUGUGAAAUCAAGCAAUUUUCCUGAUUGGGCUGAUUCAGAUGAUCUCGAGUUCCAGUCAAAGAGUGGUUUAUUUGCAGGUGGCAAUGAGUAUUCUUCUGAUUGUGAUGUCAAACCUGUUGGUAUAACAGAUGAUGUGGAAACGGUGGAUGUUCGUGAAAAGGAGUUAGAACACUCUUCUGCUCAAGAAAAAUUGGACAGGGAACUCAAAGAAUUGGACAAGAAACUUGAACAAAAGGAGGCUGAAAUGAAACUGGUUAACAAUGCUUCAGUUCUCAAGCAACAUUAUGAAAAGAAACUUCUUGAGUUGGAACAUGAGAAAAAAUAUUUACAGAGAGAAAUUGAAGAACUCAAAUCCACCUCUGGUGAUAGCACUCACAAACUAAAAGAAGAAUAUCUUCAAAAAUUAAACGCACUUGAAUCACAGGUCUCUGAGCUGAAGAAGAAACAGGAUGCUCAAGCUCAUCUGUUGAGACAAAAACAGAAAGGUGAUGAAGCUGCAAAGAAACUGCAGGAUGAGAUCCAAAGAAUUAAAUCUCAAAAGGUUCAACUGCAACAUAAAAUUAAGCAAGAAUCUGAACAAUUUAGGUUAUGGAAAGCUUCUCGUGAAAAGGAAGUUCUCCAGCUUAAAAAAGAGGGGAGAAAGAACGAAUAUGAAAGACAUAAGCUGUUAGCGUUGAAUCAGAGAACAAAGAUGGUGUUGCAAAGGAAGACAGAAGAAGCAUCCUUGGCUACAAAAAGGCUAAAAGAACUUUUGGAAUCUCGGAAGGCCUCCUCACGUGAAACUGGUGGCAUCAGUGGUCCAGGAAUUCAGGCUUUGAUGAAGGCAAUAGAGCAUGAACUUGAAGUUACUGUCCGAGUGCAUGAAGUGCGUUCAGAGUAUCAACGUCAAAUGGAAGUGAGGGCUGAAAUGGCCAAGGAGAGUGCCCGGUUAAAAGAAGAAGCAGAGACGAUGAAGCUAAACAAUCCAAGUGGUGUAUCAAUGUCACCUGCUGCAAGAAGUUCAAGGAUUUUUGCCCUUGAUAAUAUGCUUGCUACUUCUUCUACAACACUAGUUUCUAUGGCAUCUCAAUUAUCAGAAGCUGAAGAGCGGGAGAGAGUUUUCAGUGGCAAGGGACGUUGGAACCAAGUCCGGUCCCUUGCUGAUGCCAAGAAUUUGAUGAACUAUUUAUUCAAUCUUGCAUCUACCUCUAGGUGUUCUUUGCGAGAAAAAGAAUUUAUCUGCAGAGAUAAGGACAUGGAAAUAAGUUAUCUAAAGGAGAAAAUAGUUAGUCUAAGAGGUUCAAUUGAACAGUUGAAAAUGCAGAGGGAUGGACUUGAUCAUCAAUUGAAUUUGAUGAGGUCAGAUUCUAUGCGAAAUUCAGGAUAUUAUGUUGGAGGACAUCCUUAUGACUUGCGCAAGCUGGAAAAUCGGCGAUCUACCAUUGAGGAUAUGGAAAUAUAUAUGGAAAUAUCAGAUGAAGAUGAAGUUGCAGAUGCAACAGAUGAUGAAUGGACAGAGUCUGCGAAACCGAACGGUAAGAAAAGAAAAUCUAAAAGCGGCGAACAUUCAACCAUCGAAAAAAAUCAUUCAAAUGUAAGUUCGGAUGAUGUCAAAGAUAUUUCAACAGAAGCACCCGAUGCUCCAUCAGUAAAAACUGCAUCAGAUGUUUGCUGCUCGUGUAGCAAAUCCUCUUCUUGCAAAACAUCAAAAUGCAUGUGCAGGGCUACUGGAGUUGGUUGUGGAAGUUCUUGCAGUUGCCGGGAAUCCAAGUGUGCAAACAGGGGGGGAUCUAGCUCCAAUGAGCUGCAGCAAGUGACUGAAAAUGAUUCCGGCAGCGACGAAGCAAAUAAAAACCGCCUUCUUGCUACUCAAGGUGCUGAGUUGCUUCAGGGUGCAUUGAUUGAGGGGCCUCCUGAAACCAAGAAUGGUAAUGCGCCAAGAAAAGCUCUCUCUGACAUUGGAAAUGCACUGCCAAAAUCAAAUGCAACGAAGGGUAACGAGAGAAAGAAAUGGCGGAACUCCUCAGUGGUUCUUGUUACAGAACCACCACCAUCUUCCUCGCUGCCAGGUGAUUCAGAUGUCCCCAAGAAAGAGAAGACUAACAUAAGUGAAGCAAAUGUAUAUGUGGAUAUACCACAGAAAAUGCAUCCUCCUAAAUUUGAAAAUGCUUCAAUGCCCCCAAAGCCGGAGGUUAAUGACACGAAAAUACCUUUGAGAAUACCACGGGCCAUGCAAAAGCAAGGGUCAUUAAGUACAAUCCUUCCAUUGGGGGAUAGGAAUGCUAGUAAGCAAGAUGAAUCAAUAAAAAAGGAGCCAGAAGUUGAUGCUACAAUUCCAAUUCGUCAAAAAAGAACAUUUGCAAAAGAGAACAAUGAGCUCUGAUAGUGCAAUCCUCCAUUUAUGAAGCAUGUCAAUGCCAUACUCUUAUGGCAAAUUCUUUUAAAGAGAUACCUGUGUUGUAUGUAUUGUUGAAAAAGAUGUAUAUUAGUCGGCAAAAUGGUAGGGUUUUAUUUCAAGAUUAUUAUGAGAUGUGAUGGUGACCUACGGAUUAUCACGGUCUAACCAGACAUCAACAGGAGUUGAAUUAAUACAAUUAUGUAUCCAUUAGUUAUUAUGUUUCUUAAUUUGACAAUUUCUCAUCCCACAUUUGUUAAAUGGUGUGCACAUCUGAAAUUACAAAAUGUUUUUAGGUGGAUUUGGAGAUUCGUGGUCGUAGUCACAUUUGUUAAACAUAUAUAUUUUUUUUAUCAAUCAAUAAAAAAGGAGCUAGAAGUUGAUGCUACAAUUCCAAUUCGUCAAAAAAGAACAUUUGCAAAAGAGAACAAUGAGCUCUGAUAGUGCAAUCCUCCAUUUAUGAAGCAUGUCAAUGCCAUACUCUUAUGGCAAAUUCUUUUAAAGAGAUUGUAUGUAUUGUUGAAAAAGAUGUAUAUUGGUUGGCAAAAUGGUAGGGUUUUAUUUCAAGAUUAUUAUGAGAUGUGAUGGUGACCUACGGAUUAUCACGGCCUAACCAGACAUCAACAGGAGUUGAAUUAAUACAAUUAUGUAUCCAUUAGUUAUUAUGUUUCUUAAUUUGACAAUUUCUCAUCCCACAUUUGUUAAAUGGUGUGCACAUCUGAAAUUACAAAAUGUUUUUAGGUGGAUUCGGAGAUUCGUGGUCGUAGUCACAUUUGUUAAACAUAUAUAUAUUUUUUAUCAAUCAAUAAAAAAGGAGCCAGAAGUUGAUGCUACAAUUCCAAUUCGUCAAAAAAGAACAUUUGCAAAAGAGAACAAUGAGCUCUGAUAGUGCAAUCCUCCAUUUAUGAAGCAUGUCAAUGCCAUACUCUUAUGGCAAAUUCUUUUAAAGAGAUACCUGUGUUGUAUGUAUUGUUGAAAAAGAUGUAUAUUAGUUGGCAAAAUGGUAGGGUUUUAUUUCAAGAUUAUUAUGAGAUGUGAUGGUGACCUACGGAUUAUCACGGCCUAACCAAACAUCAACAGUAGUUGAAUUAAUACAAUUAUGUAUCCAUUAGUUA